AUGACCAUGGAUAUUUCUCGACAAGAGUACUACAAAAAGUUGAGAUCGACAGAAUCGUCAGCAGUUGACGGGAAUAACCUCGAAACUUCGUCGACACGUGGCCAUGGAUUUUCCGAAACGGUUUCAGAAUUGACAAUCGCCAUCAAAUUGGACCACGUUCGAGUGGUUUUCAUUUUCUGGAGUGCGGGAGAAAUCGAUUGGCCAAUUUUCAGGAUCGGAUGCAAUGCAACUGAAGAAAUUGUUCGCUUGUUGACACUGCACAAAUUCGCCGGACAUCGACGAAUUCUCUUACAGUGUUCUGAAGAUCAAGGAACGCAAAUCCUGAAAGAACAUUACUUGGAACCCGAAAGUGCAAAUUGCUCAGAUUUGAGCACAAUUUCAGCACACAAACUUGUCCACGAAUAUGGACCUUUCCAGAGAGAACCAGUGAUUCGUUUGACACAUGUGCCCAAGAAAAAUUACUUUCGAAAGAAUGGGAGCGUUUUCUACAAAAAUUUGUUUCACACUGCUGCUGAAUUUGCGAGGGAACAACGAGGAAAAAUGAAAUUGGCAUGUGCCGUCAUUGAUGACUUGAUUCCUUGGAUGGAUGUCAAGAUUGAUCAGCGGAUUGGACAAUUAGUUUUGCACACUGGGACUGAAGCUGAAAUGCUGGGAUUGAUAUUCAAUCAUUUGAAUUUCACGUGGGAAUGGGGCAUUCCAAUGAAAAAUGGAUCAUUUGAUGGCUUGAUUGGAGAGCUGUCGGAAAAUAGAGCUGAUAUCGUCGCCAAUAUUCUUGCUAUUUCAAGAGCUCGAAUGAAAUUCGUGGAUUUUACAAAACCUUAUCUUUAUGAGUACACCACCUUCGUCACUCGGAAGCCGGACGAAAUCAGCAAAGCAUAUGCCAUUGCAAAACCCUUUUCCGACCAGACUUUGAAGCGGAAAGAAUAUUCAUUGCUGUGGGACAGACUUCAAAGCACGGAUCACCGAGGACCAGGGAUUUUGACCAACGCAACCAGCAGGACCGCAGUCAUUUCCGCAGUACAAGAGAAGAAAAGAGCGCACAUUGUUGGCAAAAUUAUUUGCACGGGGAUUCUUUUGCAAAAUGGACUGGAAGAAAUGGCCGUUGUGAGCCCAGGGAUGAAUAUCCUGACUCAGAUGAUGGGCGUUGCUGUUCGAAAGGGAUCUCCACUUUUACCAGUCGUGGAUCAAAUGAUCAGCAGGAUGUUAGCAGCAGGUUUAAUUGACUUCUGGACUAGGCAUUCUUUGGCUAAAUCCAGACAAGAAUAUGGCCUCAACACAGGACCAAGCUCAAAAGAAGAAAAGACCAUGGCUUUGAAACUGGAACACACUUACGCCGCAUUUUUCGUUUUGGGAAUUGGAACAGCUUUGUCUUGCUUUGUGUUCCUGAAAGUCAAUCAAGAUGACGUUCAAUGCGCCGGAGUCCCGCAAAGAGCCGAGCAUGGUUUUGAAAUAGAUGUCGCUCUCGAUUCGGGCAGCAUGCAGCAGGGCAAACUGUACCUCACUCCUAGACCGCACUACCAUCCAGACAAAUCUUUAGGACAAGUUCAUAAUCACGACGCCCUACUUGGCCUACCAGAAACUGGUGAACAGCAGACGUUUCGAUGGAGUCACAUUUUGACGGAAAGGAAUGCAGUUUCUUUGAAAAGCUCGUCUCAGUUGUUGUCCGAGGUCCUCAUCGUCUCCUUCGCGACAUUUGUCUGA
Notodromas monacha is the source of this 1701-nucleotide messenger RNA. Lineage: Eukaryota; Metazoa; Arthropoda; Ostracoda; Podocopida; Cyprididae. The record is from the annotation of a GenBank genome assembly.